AAGAGGAAAAUAAAAUGGGAUCAUCACCAGUUCAGAUGGUAUGUGUGGGCCUCGGGAUCAUUGGCCUGAUUGGAGCCAUCGUCUCUUGUGCCCUUCCUCUCUGGAAAGUGUCCGCCUUCAUAGGGCAAAAUAUUAUUGUUGCGCAGGAGCAACAGGAGGGUCUGUGGAUGCAAUGUGUGACCCAGAGCACCGGACAGCAGCAGUGCAAAGUGUAUGACUCCAUGCUGGACUUAGAACCUGAUCUGCAGGCUGCCCGAGCCAUGGUCAUCAUCGCCUGCAUGCUCGGUGGACUCAGCCUCCUCAUCCUGUUCUGCGGUUCUGACUUCACCACAUGUGUGGAGAACGAAGAUGCCAAGCCCAAAAUCUGCCUGGUGGCCGGGGUUGGCCUACUGCUGGGUGGCCUCCUGGUGAUCAUCCCAGUCAGCUGGUCGGCUCAUACUACUAUUAGCAACUUU
Molecule: messenger RNA, 455 nt
Organism: Cyprinodon variegatus (sheepshead minnow)
Lineage: Eukaryota; Metazoa; Chordata; Actinopteri; Cyprinodontiformes; Cyprinodontidae
Product: claudin-9-like
Exons: 3
Biological process (GO): cell adhesion; bicellular tight junction assembly
Cellular component (GO): plasma membrane; bicellular tight junction
Molecular function (GO): structural molecule activity
Source: RefSeq, a predicted model, not a curated record